UUACCUGGGUUCUUUAUUGCAUCUUUCAUUUUGAUGACGUAUGAAAUGGAAAAUUGAACUUUCCCGAGCUCUUGCAUACCUUCGAAGCCAAGUUUUGUGGUUCUUGGAUUUCCCCAUGGUUAUGAGAAUGCUGAAGCCGAACGUCAUUUCUUCCUGAGUUCAUUCAUUAACCUUAGAAUCACUUGCAUAUUCCUACAAAUCUCUGUUUUCUGGGUGGAUUAGAAGUGAUUUAUUCCAGUUUUGAAGCCCAUAAUAUAGAUUUUUGCAAUUCUUCCUUUCAAGUUUCUUGAUUUCUUUGAGAACCGCAUGGUGGAUACUGGAGAUGGCAAGCGAAGAUUCCCAAAUAUAUCAUGAAACUCAAAGGCUGCAGUAUUGCCUAAUUCAUUGCCUGAACAAUCUUUUUCAGGAAAAGGAUGCCUUUACUCGGGGAGGCUUGAAUGCAAUUUCUGAAAAACUUACGUCCGAUGAUCCUGAACGAGCAGACUGGACGCCAUUAUCAGUUGUUUUUAAGCCCCAUCAUAACGUCCUGACUGGAAACUACGACGUAAAUGUUCUGAUUGCGGCCUUGGAAGAGAGAGGGAAGAGUGUAGUCUGGCAUGAUCGUCGUAAUGGAGCUUCCUCCAUUGAUCUCAAUGCACCUGAUGAAACUUUAAUGGGGAUUGUGCUUAAUGUCCCAGUUAAGAGGAUUCUUGGCCUUUGGAAAAGCAGACACUGGGUUGCAUUGAGGAGGAUUGAUGGGGUGUGGUAUAACUUGGACAGUGAUCUUGCUUCACCAGAACCUUUCAAAGAUACAGAUGAAGUUUGGGGGUAUUUGGAUGCUGUCAUUGCUUUUGGUGGUGAGGUUUUGCUUGUCAUGAAUGAGAAACAGUCGUGAAACCCUUCACCCUUUUUGGCUUUAGUUGUUUUAAUGCAAGCUUGACUGUAGAUUGUGUUCAUUUGUGUACAGUACUAGCUUGAUGAUGGGUUUUUGGAGUAUACAGCUACACAACUAAAAGAAAAAUCUUAGCCCUGUUAAUAACAGGAAAUCAUCAGGGCAAUUUUGUUUGUGAAAGAUAUUUCAAUAAUAAGCAAUAGAGGGUUCCCAGAAGGUUAGCCCUGGUGAAUGCUUUGACUUGAAUUGUCUCUCAGCUUGAAGCAUUUCCUAUCACUGGCAAGGUGUUUUGACUGGUUCUCUUGAAGAAUAAAUUUCAGGGAUUUGUGUGAUUCAUAAUAUUAGAUAUCGUUGUUCAUGUACAUAGAACUUGAUCAACGGAUCGCUGACAAUUGAGAUUUGUAUAUCAUCUUCAGGCAGAUAUGAUGCAAUCAUGGAAUUUGACUGUAAUCCACACAUUGUGGUUGUUGAUAUUUGAAUGAAAAUCCUUCCAAUAAUCCUUUGUCAA
Messenger RNA from Neltuma alba, 1379 nucleotides. RefSeq names its product josephin-like protein. The transcript is spliced from 3 exons. Gene Ontology annotation, biological process: protein deubiquitination. Gene Ontology annotation, molecular function: cysteine-type deubiquitinase activity. NCBI's taxonomy places the organism in Eukaryota, Viridiplantae, Streptophyta, Magnoliopsida, Fabales, Fabaceae. The record is from RefSeq and is a predicted model, not a curated record. The coding region runs from base 323 to 874 and encodes 183 amino acids.